Molecule: messenger RNA, 1749 nt
Organism: Salpingoeca rosetta
Lineage: Eukaryota; Choanoflagellata; Craspedida; Salpingoecidae
Product: phosphoribosyl pyrophosphate synthetase 1
Exons: 10
Coding region: 351-1313 (320 amino acids)
Biological process (GO): purine nucleotide biosynthetic process; ribonucleoside monophosphate biosynthetic process; 5-phosphoribose 1-diphosphate biosynthetic process
Cellular component (GO): cytoplasm; ribose phosphate diphosphokinase complex
Molecular function (GO): ATP binding; ribose phosphate diphosphokinase activity; magnesium ion binding
Source: RefSeq, a predicted model, not a curated record
GCGCCCAACCACCACCAGCGAACAAAAUCACAGAGCGCUUGCGAAAGCCCAAACAACAGCAGCAGCAGCAGCACAACACACGUGGAUUGGCUUUGGCUUUGGCUUUGGCAGACCUUGUGCCCCCCACCAAGCACGAAGCACCACCGUCAUCACCACCAUCACCAUUGUUGUCAAACAACGCCCACGCCACACGUCGUCCACGCCGCAUCUCAGAACAUUAGUGCAGCUCUCCUGUUUCUCCUCUCGCUGACCAGUCACCUGCUUCACUAGAUAGCUCGCAGCCCUGCACCGACACACGACGGCAACAACUACAACCAACCCCGCGUUUUAAUCAACCAACAACCACAACAAUGGCAACAGGCAACGUCAGAGUUCUCAGCGGCACGGAGAACGCCCACCUGGCAAAGGCCAUCUGCGACCGCCUUGGUCUGGAUCUGGAGCCAACCACCGUGAAGAAGUUUGCCAACGGCGAGACUGCAGUUGAAAUUGGCGUCUCUGUGCGUGGCGAGGAUGUGUUCAUCGUCGGCUGCGGCUCUGGCGCCGUCAACGACAACCUCAUGGAGCUCCUCAUCAUGAUCAGUGCCUGCAAGUACGCAUCUGCCCAACGCAUCACCGCCAUCCUUCCCAUCUACCCAUACGCCCGCCAGGACAAGAAGGACAAGUCGCGUGCCCCGAUCACCGCCAAGCUCGUUGCCAACAUGCUCACCAUCGCUGGCGCAGACCACAUCAUCACCAUGGACCUCCACGCCUCCCAAAUCCAGGGCUUCUUUGACCUGCCGGUCGACAACCUGUAUGCAGAGCCCGCCAUCAUCAAGCACAUCCGCGAGAACAGCAUGAACAUCGACGAUGUCGUCAUCGUCUCCCCAGACGCAGGCGGCGCAAAGCGCGUGACCUCCAUUGCCGACCAACUCAACGCCGGCUUUGCCAUCAUCCACAAGGAGCGCAAGAAAGCCAACGAGGUUGCAAGCAUGACGCUUGUUGGUGAUGUGAUGGAGAAGGAGUGCAUUGUUGUGGACGACAUUGCGGACACAUGCGGCACACUUGUCAAGGCCGCAGACAAGUUGCUUGAGCACGGGGCGUCGCGUGUGAUUGCUAUUGUGACGCACGGCCUCUUUUCGCGUGAUGCAAUCGAGAAGAUCAACGCCUCCCGUAUCCAUUCCGUCGUGAUUACCAACACGUGCCCGAACGAGGACAAGAUCCGGCGGUGCGAGAAGAUCCAGGUGAUCAACGUCGCGCCCAUCUUUGCUGAGGCCGUUCGCCGCACACACAACGGCGAGAGCGUCUCCUACCUCUUCCGCCACGUCCCAUUCUGAACACAGGGCGCCCCUAGAUUAGGCGGGGGGUGUGCUUGCCUGCCCGCCCCCCCUCACCGUACCAGCGCGGCGUGUCUUUGUUGCGCUGCUUGCGUUGUUGCAUCCACACGUGGCGCCAUUUGCCUCCGUCGUGCUUGCCCGUUGCUCUUCCUUCUCCUCCUGUCCUUUCCUUCAUCUCCCGUCCUUUCCUCCUCACCUCUCCCCUCUGUUGCCCUCUCACACCUUUUAUUUCCACUCUUCUAUUUCCCUCCUUCACACACGUUUGCGCUCGUGUGCUGCUGUCCCUAGUGCCCAUCCUCGCCGUUCCUGUCGUCUGUCGCCACUGUUCAUAUGUGCCCUUGCGAUGGGUGAGCCCUUGUGCUCCCCUUGUUCUUUUGGUUCGUGUCCCUGUCUGGUGUCCUGUUGCCCCAAACAAUACACACACGCCCAUUUCUCC